AUGUCCUGGUUCAAAAAGGGUGAUGAGCUUAUGGCUGUGUCAAAGACGGCGUGGCUGUCUAGUAAAAAUGGAGCGACUGUUGUGGUGAGUGAGUGGACUCUAGGCAAUAAUGAGAAGAGCUUAGUGUCUCUCAAAUGCUGGAAGCAUAGUGGACAGUGUCGGCAAUACAGGAUUGCUAGCACUAAGACCUUCUGUGUAAGGCAAUGUUUGGAUGAAACAUUAGAGAUUUUUGGGGCUUCUGGCUACCACCAGAGUACACUGGAGCCAGUGUGGUAUUGGUUUGGUUUUGGCCAUGCUAGUGGUUGCUCACUUAGGAAGCUUGCGUAUGCAUACAUUUUGAAAUCAAAUGCAACAUUUCCGGACAAGGCACCAACCUCAAGCUCUCCUCUAUUUGACCAUCAAUCAAUUGAGGCAUCACCAUCAGGUAAUGUGCAUCUUCUCCUUCGUUCUAGGAAGCCUUUGACCAAAAAGAAUGUGACCCUAUUAGAGGAAGUGUUUUCUGUGAAAUCUAUCAUGGAGGAGUCCAUUGGGGAUGAAGCUGAACUCAAAUCCAUUUCAACCGAUGAUACCACUACUGCUACUACAGAAGAAGACACUGAGGCUAUGGUCUCAGGGUUGAAGUUGAAGUUGAGAUCAAAUCCAAUGAGAACCAAUAACUUCAGAAAGAGGAUACAGCAAGUUGUUGAUCGAUUAAAGACUUAA
Prunus armeniaca (apricot) is the source of this 702-nucleotide messenger RNA. NCBI's taxonomy places the organism in Eukaryota, Viridiplantae, Streptophyta, Magnoliopsida, Rosales, Rosaceae. The record is from the annotation of a GenBank genome assembly.